This is a messenger RNA of Durusdinium trenchii, 2670 nucleotides long. NCBI's taxonomy places the organism in Eukaryota, Dinophyceae, Suessiales, Symbiodiniaceae. The record is from the annotation of a GenBank genome assembly.
AUGCAAGGGAUCCCGAUGCAUAGCGACGCCUUGAAGGCUUGUGGUAUUUCACAAAGGUUCUUUGAUGUGGGCCUGAUCACGCCAUCUGCGCAGAAGAGACUUGCUGGCAACUCCUUCCAGCAAGGAUGUAUGUCUGCCUUCAUUUGCUUUGCAUUGUCCUUCGUGAAGCCCGCUGCGGACCUUGACGAGGCAGAGAAACAGGCAGCCCAUGCAGCCAUGCGCCAGGCUUCUUCUCAGGGCCCGGACCAUCACUUUUUGGACGAAGAGGCACCUGAUGCAGCCGCAAAGGCUGCAGUUGUUGCGGCAGCACCAGCGGUCGAUGCUGCUGAGAUGAUCACAUGCAUAGUGUGUUUGCACCUCUUUUGCAUGAACGACUUUCCUUCAAAGAAGUCCACGAGAUAUGCAGGUCACUGCCCCAAAUGCAGUCUCCAGCUGCGUGGGAUUCUGAAUGCCAGCAAGGGAAGUCUGCCUACUACUUCCGCUGCUGAUGAAGCUGCUGGUUGUAGUGAGAUGUCGGGGGCGGGUGAUGACACCUCAAAAUACCUACAGAAUUUAGCAAAGGAAGAUCCUGAAAAGUAUAGGCAGAUCUUCAAAGAGUAUGGAGAGUCGGGAUCUGCAGCCGGAAAGCGUGGACGUGGAAACCAGCGUCAGCCUUUCAAUCCGCGCACAGAGAUGAUCGAGAUCUACAACCCCAAGACGGGCAAGAAUGAGAAACAUCAACAUGUUUGGGUUCAGACCUCUAUCAGCAAAUCCAAGGAGCAGAUUUUUGAUGACAAGCGUUCGGCAGCCUUCAGGGAGGUCGAAACGAAGUUGGAGAACUUCUAUGGUGAGCACCCAGAAAUGGCAGAGAAGGCAAAAAACUUGAAGGAACAUGGGAUUACAGAGGACCGCCUUGUCAAUGAUUCCUCCUUGGAUCUUGGAGACACUGCAGCUUGCAUCCGGAUCAUGUUCACCAUCCUGGGUCGACAUCUUCUUCUCAAAGUGCUAAGCAUUGGAUCCAAAUGUAUGAGUUUGGACGGCUUGACCGAUGACCAGAAAGUGGAAGAUCGAGCAACAGAGAAUGCUCUGGUCAUCUUGAAAUCGGAUGCUUUCCUGCAGGAGAAUGCCAAUAAAGUCCAGGCAUACAUUGACUACUGCAGCCCUGAGAAGCUGUACGAGAAUCUACCAACCAAGGAGGGCAUUGAUGAGCAGAACACAGAGCUCAUGGAAGCUGUCAAGGCAGUGAAGGCAUGCAUUGCGGCGGCAAAGCGUUCCAUGACAGACUAUGCCCAAAUGAUCAAGUCUACGAAAAAGGCCAGAGAAAAGUACGAGGAGCACAUGGCAAAGGCCAACAACCCGAACAGUUCACACGGAGGCCUUCAGGGGCGACCAAACCUACAACAAAUGGCCGAUUCGGACCCAGAGGUCUUGAAGUGCUUCAAGGCUGUGAUUCGGUCCACUACCUCUGAUGGAGCUGAAGACUCAUCUGCCAAGAAAGCCGUUGAUGAGAUCAAAGAUUCCUUGCUACGCAUGAUGCCGGAGGACGUUUGGAGCGGAGAAGCUGGCUUGUACAUUUCUGACGAGAUCCUGGAAGAGGAAGUACGCACUGGUAUGCAAACCCUUGUUGCUGGCUUUGUCAAGACUGGAGACCUCUGGUACAUUCCGAGCGGGUACCUGUUGGUGGAGAAGUCGCUGACUGAUUCCUCCAUUGCUGUGAGGACAUUGUUGGGGCGCGACCGCGGCGGUGCUGAUGCUGUGUGUGUGGCUUCCAACCCAGUGCUGGACUUGGUCUUGAAUUCUUUGCCGGAUGAAGAGGUUCUGCCACCGACCAAAGAGCAAACAGUCACGGUCUCUCGAAAUAUGGCGAUGGCUGUGCCUACGCCGCCGAAUGAGCCUGAGUUUGAGCAUGGGGCUAGCCAAUCAGUCUUUUGGGAUGAAGAGUCGUUGCCAGUGAAGUUGGGACAGUUGGGACCUGUUGUUGAUGGCUCUGACGGCUCUGACUCCAAGAAUGACAAGGCUCAGGCUGAUGAGAACAAGAACUUGGUGCCGGUGCCGGCUCAGCCUCAGUCUCAGGAGGUUCAGGUCGCGGCAGAGUUGACAGAGGGCCAAGGUGAAACGGCAGCUUCCAAAACGGACAUUGCAGAAACGGAGGCGGCGGACGCAGCAGCGGAGGCAGAGUCAAAGGGAGACCAGAUCAGCAGCAUCUUGAAUGAUGGGGGUGGAGCAGGAGCACCUGAGGCACCUGAAUCACCUGAAGCACCAGCGGCGUCAUCAUCUCAGUUGGCAGCCGCAGCAGAGGCACCCAAGGAGACGGCACCAGAGACUAUGCCCACUCUGGCUCUGACGCCGACGCCAACGGAAGAAGAGAAACCAAAGGAGUCAGAGGUGCCGUCGGAACCCGCAGAAGAAGUACCAGAAGGUGAAGUGGCUGCUCGUGAGGCUGAGGCUGCGGCUGAGGAGGAGGAGGCGAUCAAGGGUGGGAACUCCAAGGUUGAAAAGAGAAAGGGUGUGGCAUCAGCUGAGAAGAAGGCUGCUCCCAAAAAAGCAGCCGCAGCAAAGAAAGCAUCAGCAAAGGCAAAAGCACCAGGCAACAAGGACGCGGAGGCGGCAAAUAGAAAGAGAAAGGGCAGCGGCAAGUCUGAGGCGAUCGCAAAGACCGCCAAGAUUGGCACGUUUUUCAAUCACCAGUAG